AUGGAAUCUAAUGGAAAAUAUUUCAUUCAUAAAGAUGAUAAUAAUUUAGUACAAGGUUUUACAGCAUUUAAUUUGUGCAAAAUAAUUUUUACUGUUAAACAACUAUCUAUUCAAUCAUAUUCAGUUAUAGCUAAUUUAAAUAAACUUGCACUUGAUCAUAAUAAUAAUUUAUUUAAUUCAAUUGAAUUACUUCAAUCGAAUUAUGCAAAUAUUUUAUUGACAUAA
Messenger RNA from Rotaria sordida, 225 nucleotides. The record is from the annotation of a GenBank genome assembly. NCBI's taxonomy places the organism in Eukaryota, Metazoa, Rotifera, Eurotatoria, Philodinida, Philodinidae.